Molecule: messenger RNA, 1977 nt
Organism: Didymodactylos carnosus
Lineage: Eukaryota; Metazoa; Rotifera; Eurotatoria; Philodinida; Philodinidae
Source: the annotation of a GenBank genome assembly
AUGUUACUCUUUGUGCUCAAACAAAUGCCACAAGAUCAACAGUCCAAAGAGGAAAUGCUUAGUAUAUGUCGUAACUAUUACCGAAAUAACAAAAAACAAUUAAAAAAGAUCGAGCAGUUUCGGGUAAGUUACACGAGUGACAAGGCGAUCGAGUGGUAUACGGAUGAAUGCUUUAUCUACAAAUUAUUGAAUAAAGCAUUGCGCGUUGAAGAUAUUGAACUACUGCACACUUUCCGGUUCUUCAUCAUCGAUCUGUGUGCCGCGCUCGAACGGGAAAGCUUGCAAUGGAAAAACAAGGCCACUCUGACUACUUUUCGUGGAACACAAAUUCCCAGCGACGAACUGGAAAGAUUGAAAGAAAACAACGGGAAGAUUAUUUCAAUCAAUGGAUUCUUAUCUACUUCUCGAAACAUCGAUGUUGCCCUUGCAUUUGCUGGAGAAAGUAUUCCGCACGCUAUUUUUCAAGCCGUUCUCUUUGAAAUUGAAGUGAAUCCUUCGAUGAGAACGGUGGUCUUUGCUGAUGUGGGAAAAAAGUCGCGAAUGGAAGACGAAGAAGAAGUUCUCUUCACACUCAACUCUCUCUUCAAAAUCGAAUCAGUCACUUUUGAUUCAGCACGAAAGAUCUGGACAGUGAAGUUGAUGGGGACAGAUGAAGGGACAGAAAAAGUGCGGGAAUAUAUCGUAUCGAUCAAACAACGCUUGAAUGAAUAUCCGCCGAUUAUCUAUUUCGGUCGUCUACUAACCAAGGAAUUAGCCCAAAUGAAUCGGGCCGAGAAAUAUUUCCAGAUGCUAAUAAAAUCACUUCCAUCUGAUCACGAAGACAUGGCAGCAGUUUACCUGCAGAUGGGGACUAUAUACGAUCGAAGAGGUGAUCUAAAUGCUGCUUUGAAGUACUUCAACUUAUCAUAUGAGAUCGGUCAAAAUCGACGACCAUCCAAUUAUCCUCAGCUUGCGGGCUCUCUGGGCAGUAUUGGACGCAUUCAUCGAAGUAGAUGUAAGUUCGAUCAAGCACUCGCUUGUUUCAAACAGGAGCUAGACAUUGGAGAAAAAUAUUAUCCAGGUGAUCAUAUCCAUAAAGCCGUAGCAACGGAAUAUCUCGGUUUAAUACACGUUGAUAAGGAGGAGUUUGACGCUGUCUUCAACUAUCUGUUUGAUGCUCUUGCCAUGUUUCAACGUAUGUUACCUGCUCCACACCCGUAUAUCGCUCGGUCCCUUGGUUACAUUGGAUACGCUUACGAGAAGAAGGGAGAGCUCGAUUGUGCAUUGGAUUAUUACCAACAGCUACUGGACAUGGACGAACAAUGUUUGCCACCUGGUCAUCCUGAUCGCUCGAUAGAUUUGGAGAUGGUUGUUCACAUUUACAAGAGGAUGGGGGAGAGUGAAAGAGCUUUGGACUUUUGUCGGAAGAAACUGAAUGAUCAGCAGAGUAGUCUAGGUGAGACACAUUCUUGCAUUGCUCGGACAUUGAUUAGCAUGGCUGAUGUUCUGAAGGAGGGAAAUCCCAACGAAGCAUUCACUAACUACAAACAAGCUCUGACAAUCUUCGAACAAUCAACCUCACUUGAUCACGGACUAGCUUCUUAUUGUCUUUCAGCAAUUAGUUGCUUAUAUUGGAAACGCGAAAGGAUGGAAGAUGCUCUGCGAUACGAAUUGCAAGCACUGGAUCUACACCGUGAAACAUUGUCGUCUGAACAUAUCAAAAUUGCGAACAGUUUGAGGAAUAUUGGUAUAUAUUAUCGCUGCAUGCAUGAUCGGUCAGCAGCGUCUCGUUAUCUUCAUGAAAGUCUAUCAAUCUUUCGAGUCAAUUACAACUCAGAUCAUCCAGACGUAAAAAGAGUUGAGGCUGAUAUUGCCAAUUUGAUUUCAGUUCGCGGUCCUGAACAAGCUUUCAGAGCAUUAGUGAUCACCACCAUUGACGAUCGUCGACGGCCCUAUACGAUACCAUGUGCGACGAUAACAUACCAUUUCAAUCAGUAG